Tympanuchus pallidicinctus (lesser prairie-chicken) is the source of this 10391-nucleotide messenger RNA. It is a transcript of the gene DGKI, whose product is annotated as diacylglycerol kinase iota. Gene Ontology annotation, biological process: intracellular signal transduction; diacylglycerol metabolic process; regulation of synaptic transmission, glutamatergic. The record is from RefSeq and is a predicted model, not a curated record. Gene Ontology annotation, molecular function: ATP-dependent diacylglycerol kinase activity; protein binding. Gene Ontology annotation, cellular component: nucleus. NCBI's taxonomy places the organism in Eukaryota, Metazoa, Chordata, Aves, Galliformes, Phasianidae. The transcript has 34 exons. The coding region runs from base 21 to 3077 and encodes 1018 amino acids.
GGCCCCUUUGCCCCGCCGCAAUGAACCCCCCCGCAGCGGCCGGCGGGGAGGAGACGGGGGCUGCGGGCGGCGGCUGCCGGGGGGCCGAGGGCGGCGGGGAGGCGGCGGGUGCCGCCGGGGUCCCGGAGGAGCCGGGGCUGGCGGCGGCGGAGGAGUCGUUGGAGGAGAAACUGCGGAACCUCACCUUCAGGAAGCAGGUGUCCUACAGGAAAGCAAUCUCCAGGUCAGGCCUCCAGCACUUGGCUCCUGUGCAUUCCCUCAACAUUGCAAUCUCCAAUGGACCUGUGAAGGAACCAAGGGCAGCCUUAGAGUGGACUGAAAAUGCUGUUAAUGGAGAGCAUCUGUGGUUGGAGACAAACGUUUCUGGGGAUCUCUGUUACCUGGGGGAGGAAAGCUGCCAAGUGAAAUUCUCAAAAUCUGCUCUGCGGAGGAAGUGUGCUGCCUGCAAGAUCGUGGUCCAUAAUGCGUGCAUGGAGCAGUUAGAGAAGAUUAACUUUCGCUGCAAACCAACUUUCCGAGAAGGGAGCUCCAGAUCUCCAAGAGAAAACUUUGUCCGACAUCACUGGGUACACAGACGGAGGCAGGAGGGGAAAUGUAAGCAGUGUGGAAAGGGCUUUCAGCAGAAAUUCUCCUUCCAUAGUAAAGAGAUUGUGGCUAUCAGUUGUUCCUGGUGCAAGCUGGCGUUUCAUAACAAAGUCACCUGCUUCAUGCUACAUCACAUUGAGGAGCCGUGUUCUCUUGGGGCUCACGCAGCUGUCAUUGUGCCUCCCACCUGGAUCAUUAAGGUGAAGAAACCUCAGGGGGUCUCCAUACCAGGAGACGAGACUGAUUGGGCAGGAGACUGGAGCCCCGAAGGGGAAACGGGCGUCUCCUACCCCUAUUGGGAGGGUUGGCAGAACUCAUUAAAGACUUCAACACGGCGAAAGAAGAGGACGUCUUUUAAAAGAAAAGCCAGCAAAAGAGGCAACGAUGAUAACAAAGGUCGACCAUUUGUGAUAAAGCCUAUUUCCUCUCCACUCAUGAAACCACUGUUGGUUUUUGUAAAUCCAAAAAGUGGAGGGAACCAGGGCACCAAGGUUCUCCAAAUGUUUAUGUGGUAUUUGAAUCCACGCCAGGUCUUUGAUCUCUCUCAGGAAGGGCCAAAAGAUGCGCUGGAGCUGUACAGAAAAGUGCCAAACCUGCGGAUCCUGGCCUGUGGUGGGGAUGGAACGGUUGGCUGGAUCCUCUCUAUCCUAGAUGAGCUGCAACUCACUCCCCAGCCUCCUGUGGCUGUCCUUCCACUUGGCACUGGGAAUGACCUUGCCCGCACCCUCAACUGGGGUGGGGGUUACACAGAUGAGCCUGUGUCCAAGAUCUUGUGUCAUGUAGAAGAUGGGACCAUUGUCCAGCUGGAUCGAUGGAAUCUCCAGGUUGAGCGCAACCCAGAUUUGCCACAGGAUGAGCUGGAAGAUGGGUCACGUAAGCUUCCGCUCAAUGUCUUCAAUAAUUACUUCAGCCUUGGGUUUGAUGCACAUGUUACACUGGAGUUCCACGAAUCCAGAGAAGCAAAUCCAGAGAAAUUCAACAGCCGAUUUAGAAAUAAAAUGUUUUAUGCAGGGGCAGCCUUUUCAGACUUCUUGCAAAGAAGCUCAAGAGAUUUAUCCAAGCACGUUAAAGUUGUGUGUGAUGGUACAGACCUGACUCCAAAGAUCCAGGAGCUGAAGUUCCAGUGUAUAGUGUUUUUAAACAUUCCCAGGUAUUGUGCUGGCACAAUGCCCUGGGGAAACCCUGGAGAUCACAGAGACUUUGAACCUCAGCGCCAUGAUGAUGGCUACAUUGAAGUCAUUGGGUUUACCAUGGCCUCACUGGCUGCUCUCCAAGUGGGUGGUCAUGGAGAGAGGCUGCAUCAGUGCCGUGAGGUGACGCUUUUAACGUACAAGUCUAUCCCCAUGCAAGUGGAUGGUGAACCUUGUCGGUUGGCUCCCUCACUCAUUCGGAUCUCCUUAAGGAACCAAGCCAACAUGGUGCAGAAGAGCAAGAGGAGAACAUCCAUGCCUUUGUUGAAUGAUCCUCAUUCCAUCCCUGAUCGCCUGCGGAUCAGAGUGAACCGGAUUAAUUUGCAAGAAUAUGAAGGGCUACAUUAUGACAAGGAAAAACUCCGUGAAGCUUCCAUUCCAUUAGGAAUUAUAGUUGUUCGAGGAGAUUGUGACUUGGAGACCUGUCGUAUGUAUAUUGACCGUCUACAAGAGGACCUACAGUCAGCAACUUCUACUACACAGAGAGUUCAUUACCAGGACCAAGAAAGCUCUUUCCCAAGAGUACUUUCUGUUCAGAGGCUCUCUCCUAGAUGGUGCUUCCUAGAUGCAACUUCUGCUGAUCGUUUUUACCGCAUUGACAGAUCUCAGGAACAUUUGCACUUUGUGACGGAAAUUUCGCAGGACGAGAUUUUUAUUCUGGAUCCAGAGCUGGUAAUGUCACAGCAGGGGGGGACGCCACCUGGAAUGCCUGAUCUGGUAGUGGAGCAGGCCUCUGGAAUAUCAGAUCGGUGGAACCCUGCUGUUAGAAAGAGGAUGCUGAGUGACAGUGGCCUUGGCAAGAUUUCCCCGCACUACGAGGUACCUGACAAACAAAAGGACGCCAGCCAGGCCUAUAUGCUGCAGUCACCGGUUUCUUCAGAAGAUCAAGCACUUUUACAGGCAGUCAUAGCUGGUGAUCUGCUGAAGUUCAUAGAAUGCUGUAAAAAAGGAGCCAAUUUGCUAAUCCAAGGACCUGACCAUGGCUCCUUGUUGCAUCACGCUGCCAAGAGUGGGCAUGGCGAGAUUGUGAAGUAUAUCCUGGAACACGGUCCUUCUGAAUUACUGGACAUGACAGACAGUGAAACGGGUGAGACAGCAUUACAUAAAGCGGCCUGCCAGCGCCAUCGUGCCAUCUGCCAGCUCCUGGUGGAUGCGGGAGCCUCGCUGAGAAAGACGGACUCCAAGGGUAAGACUCCUCGUGACAGGGCUCAGCAAGCUGGUGAUCCAGAUCUGGCCUCCUAUCUGGAAAGUCGACAGAAUUACCAAAUGGUUCCCCAUGAGGAUUUGGAAACGGCUGUCUGAUAUCUGAAAACAGAGAAGAGGAUCUUCAGAAAUAGCAAGGCUGCACCUGAGCACUUGGGCAUUGUGUGAGGAAGAAGCUGAUGGAAUCAACAUGUCUCUCGCUCUCGUGGAAAAUAUCAGAGGACAUGCCACCAGUUUCUAAGGGCUACAGAGUCUUGCCACGGAACAGUUAGGUUCCAUAAGUUAGCCCAUGAUGGAUGAGGUGGGACAUUCAAAGGUCUGUGGAAUCCAUGGGCCAUGGAAAUUUACCUUAAUUGCUUCCAGCAAGUAGCAUGAACUUCUCCCAUGUUCAUCUGUACAAUUUAUUAAAAAAAAAAGAAAAAGAAAAAGAAAAAGAAAGAGAAAGAGAGAAGUGAAUGUUGGGGGAACCAAACUAACUGGGACAUUGAAACACCUAACCAGGCCCUUCACCAUCCCUACUUUUUUCUUGCAUACCCUUAAUUCUCCCAUUCCUCUCACUUGUCAUCUGUUAAAUGAUAUCUGUUAUCUCUGUGUCCUGGUCAUGCAGUAGCAAAAAAAAUUGCGUUCUGGAAUGCCCUUAGGGAGAAAACGUUUUUACCUGCUGUGUUCCCUCCUUUGCUAUCCCUUUGGAAGCUGCUUCCUUGGUCUUCUGUUACUGGAGAGUUUUUUCACUUUUGGAGAAGAUUCUGCCUAUUGCCUUGUUUUCUAGGGUUUGGGUCAAUUUAUAACAGUAACAAAAACUAACCUCCUCAUUGUUGCUGCAUAUAUGCUUAUGGUAUCCUGAUGAGACAGUCAUUUGAAUAGAAAGGUUAUCCAAUAUAGCCACGUUGUAUGACAGAGCAGAAAGCUGCCCCUAGGGUUUCUUGCACCACCGCUGUACUUACAAGGACCGACUGGUUUCUGUCAGCAUUCGGGCCUGACUAAAAGCUAAUAGUUAUUUUUUUUUUUUUUCUUUCACUUCUGGAAAGAUGGGUUUUAUGACAAGGAAAGGAAACCUUGGAGGUCACCAGUCAGCCAUGAAUAAAUGAACAAGCACUGCAUAUAUUGGGAACAGGAAAAUUUCUUCUGACUGAACCUGUAAACUACCUGAUUCCCCAAGGGGAAUGGAAGAAAGUUUUAAAGAGAGGCUCUCCCCAAGAAAAAGGACAAGCAUCAGCUCUUUACUCACUAUAGGCUUGGAAAUUUAAACUUGCUUAGCUGCUGUAAAGGCCUGCCAUGGCUACUGUACUCAUCUGUUCUCUGUCUUACCUCAAAGAUUAUAACUACAAAAGAAGAAAAAUCAGACACACAUAGACAUACAGAAAAUUUUCACCUUCAGGUUUUCUAUCAUUAAAGACAAUUCAGCUACCAGAAAUAGCAGAGCUUCCACUUUGCCCAGUUCUUAUGAAGACACUUGUGGCCCACUUUUUGGCAUAAUUCUUGCAAUAGAUUUUUGAAUUUUGCUUUGCUAUUUGUUUUGACUGAUCAUGUAGUGGUUGGUUUCAAAUGCAUUUCUAGGGAUAGGUCUUCGGUAGAUGUCGAUCGUCAAGAUCUCAUGCAGUUUGGAAACCAUGGAAAAAACUCAGGUCAUUGUUCAGAUAAGUUUUACUUCCUCAGUAGAAGUUGUGGAAAUUAAAUGAAUGAAAAUCCUUUCUUUAUUCUUUUUAAGUUUAUCUUUUCCCUUCUUCCCUCCCUCUCCUUCCUUCCCUCUUUUUCUCCCUCCUUCCUUCCCUCCGUCCCUCUUUCCUUCCCACCUUCCUUCCUUUCCUCCCUCCUUCCUUCCUUUUCCUUCCUUUUUGAGUGAUUCUUGUGGCAGAAAAAGAAAAGCUAUAUAUAUAUAUAUAUUAUUUUAUUUUUUUCUGUUUUCAAAAGUUUAUUUGAUAUGAGCGAAAUAUUUCUUUAGUAUUUCUUCCUCUGGAAGGAAACUAUAUAUAUUUGUAAUCUAUUGAUCAAUGGCGACAUGAAAUGUAUUUUGUCUUUUUUUUUUUCUAUCUUUAUUCUCGUUUGAGAAAUAAAAUAUAAAACCCAAAUUUCUUCCCUUGAUAAUAACGCAGGGGCUUAUGGUGAAGGUGUAUAUAUUGGAAAUGAAUUUGGCAAUGGUUAAAAUAAAUAUAUAAUUAUACAAUUUUGGUGUAUGUGAAACUUCCAUAAGGAAGACCCUCACCCUCACAGUAUGGUUUCAUGGUAGGCAUUGCAUCAUUUUCUAACUGUGAGAAAAGACUAUACUGUAAUAUUCCUAUAUAUUUGACUUAAAAUAUGAACGAUGCUAGCAUCAGUUGUAUCUUUUUGCUGUUUUACUGAUGUGAGAAACAGAGAGAGCUUCAGUGAUACCAGGGACUGGAUUUUGUCCUGUGCUGAGGUCAGACUGAGGCCUGAGCACAGGAUGCUCAGUGAGCACUUUGCAGCUCCCUCAUCCUUAAGUCACAAGAAGGUGGAACAAUACAGGUUUGCUCUGAUCACAGGUAGCCUCCAGAAGCCACGUAUGAAUUAUUAUACAGACUUGGGCCUGAUCCCUGUUCAUCUCCUGUAGUGCUCCUCUUGGUGCACUUGGGUGUCUCUUGUGCCCAGGGGUUGUGCACUGUUCACAGAAGGGGCUGGCUCUGGAGUAGACAAUUUUCCUGAGCUCCUUUCUGCCAUUUGGACUGCUCAAAGUAGCUGGAGCACACAUGAGAGAGCCUGGCCUGCUUUUUUCCCUAGCAGCAGGAAUGUGAUGCUAUGAUGAGCGAGAGUUGUCUAGAAAACUUACUGCUCUGUGUACGCAGUGUACUGCGGAGGCAGUUACUGUGUGAUGGAAAUAAACCCCAGUGCUGAAAUUAGGACAGGAGCUGGCUGGAUGUAGUGCCUCUUAACAUUCAAGGUGUCCAAACCACUGCACAAGUAAUGCAUUACUGGUGAGGUAUUGUAUGUAGAUAACAGAGCAUGUGUAUUAUUUUUUGUGAUGGCUCAUGCACAGCCAGGGAUGUCAGAGCUUGGUUCGCUGAAGGAUGAAGUUUUGGGUGAGGAUACAGCAGGAUUGUUUCUUAUUCCUUCCCCCCUGCUGUGAGAUUCCCAAUUUUGGACAGCCACUAGAAGCAGGCAGACCUCAGCCGUUAAUGGUAACACACACAUAUUGAAUCUCUUGAGUACUUGGGAUCUAGCUUAGUACAAUAUCAUUUGUUCCUGCACUGUGUAGAGCCUGCUGGAAGCCCACUUAGAUUACACAUGAAACAUUUACUAGAAGUGUCUGUUCUGUGGGUGUUGCUAUAUAUGUGUGUAUAUUGCUAUAUAUAUGUAUAUUUAUAAAUAUUAGUAUGCAUAUAUAUAGACUCAUGCACACUUUUAGGACUGUGCCAUUUGAAUAACAAGGUAUCUAGGGAUGCACAGAUGCUGAGGCUGAUGGACUGGCAAAAUGUCGUUUUCCAUUUUAAUUUGUUAUUAAGGAGGACCCUUUUCAGUAGAACUGAAGAGCUCCUGAAUUGUUCCAUUGUACCGGUUUGCUAUCUCAUUCUGGAGUUAAAUGGAGGGAAAUGAAAUAUUUAUAACACUGAUAAAAUAAAGUUACUUUUAUUAUUUAAUAGCAUCAGUUACUUUUAUUGUUUCAUGCUUCAAUGCUAGAGAUAUCAUUCUGUGUUUUCCAAGGCAUGAUGAUGUCAUAUCUUUCUCUCUAAUUAUAGCACCCUUCAGUAUUGUGAGGAGUAAGGCUGAAUGACUCAUGCAAGACAGGAGGAGUGCAAGGCUAAUUUUGCAUUGGCUCACGGAAUUGAACUCCGAUUCCAGUGACUCUUUCAUUAUUUCACAUGAAGGCUUCUCUGUAGGUUUACAUUUUCAGAUAUCUGUAGGUGUUUUUAAUGACAACUAUCACUUUCACCAGCAGUAUCAACUUGUGCUGUAGCCUGGAUUCUGCUACGUAAGGACUGCCUUCUAGAAGUACCAUAGACAUAAAGAAAAUAGAACAAAAAUUAUAUUCUGUUGCCAUUGAUCUUCCCAAUUGUAUUUGCAGAGCUGAUGCUUUGUGGAUGAAUAGUUGUGUUUUAUUUUUUCUGGUAGGGCAGUGGGAUACUCUUUAAGUAGUAUUUAACAUCUUCUUUUGCUCAUUUUUGCCUUUUUUUUUUUUUUUUUUUUUUUUUUUUGCUGUGACAGUGGUGUGCCUGUUAAUGAAAAUCACUAGCACACAACCUCAUGGUUGGAAGAUGACUGUUUUCCUUUCAAGCUGUACUAGAUGCCUGCUGUGGGGUGCAAUUAUGUGCUGACCCUUUCAGUUUCUCAAAAACGUGUUGAGAAGAUCUGAUUCUAGGUAAAAGCUAUGAAAUGGACAAGGUGCAUUGGCAAUCUAAAGUUUGCAGGUGCUUAGUGAUACACAAGAAAUAUGUGAAUAUGCUGGAAGUACGGCUACUUUGAAAGCACUCCAAGGACAAUUAUACCCUUACACUUAUAUAUUCCAGAAAGGAAGCAGUUCCUUAUGCUGAGCCAUCUGAGGUGUGUCAUUUUCUUUUCUCCAUUUUUUGCAUCUUUCACAUCAGACUAAUAUCCAUGGAGGAGUACUUUGCAAGAAUGGUGUUUAAGCUUCUGUGUAAGAACUCUUCUAUUAUACUGAAAUUAACAUUUCUUACUCCAAUGUAUCUGUUUUCCAUUCUUCAAACAUUAUUUUCUCUCUUUAUUUUCCUUUUGAAAUCUGAGCCAAAACGACAUUGGUUGUUUGUUUUCUAAUUAAUCUAAAGCCUGAAGUGUGAGUAUCUUUAGUUAUUUCAGUGAUCCUCUUAGCAGCUUAUCAUAUAAGUAUGCCUUUCUGGAUACCUGUGUGGCUACAGGGUAUAGUAUUACAGGGUUCUCUGUGGCAGUACUCAUCUUUACAUUUUGCUUUCUUAGCAACAGAGCGGGCAACUAUUUUUCUUAGUAUUGGAUAGCUACAGCUUUAAAAUCCCAGAGCUGCCUGCCAAGAUCAGUUGAUUGCAAUGGAGAUUCAGUAAUGUGCCAAAAGUGGCUUGCCAGCAUAUUGAUGAAGACCAGAAUUUUAUGCAGAGGAUGUGUCUCAAGAGUCAGUGCUUUAACUCCCUUUGGAAGGGCAGGUCAUGACUGCACUGUGAAAAUGCUUCAAGAGUAGAUAUAACUCAGCCCUGCUCCCAGAUCCUAGAGCAAACAGAAUACUUAGAGGGGCAAGGAUGGUUCAGUCUUUACUGAGGAGUUACCAGUCCCAAUAGACUGCGGGAGUUUGGCAUAGGCUGCCCCAAAGUAGGCUAAGUACCUGGAUUCUCACUUCUGUACCCAGCAGUCAAAGGAAGGAUUGUGGGUAAGUGUACUCCAAGCUGUGCAGUGGCACCAUGCUUCUCCUGACUGCCUUACCCAAUGUCCUGUCAGUACCAGAGCUCAGUGGCCUCUCUGGCAAAUUUCCAGCCCUCCUGUCCAUGACUAUACCCACAGAGAGCAGUGUUCUCUUGUCCCCUCUACACGUGCAUUGCAGCAACGGCCCCCACCUUGGCCAAGGGAUUUCCUGGCCUGUGUAUGGUGUGCUGCUACUGGAAUGGGGGAAAAUUCCUCCCUCAGGCCUUGAUCAUGCAAGUAAAUUCAUUACAUUUGACUUCAGUGAUUAGGCAGGCUUAGAGCUGAAUAACCUUACUGUAUUCAGCCAUCAGAGUGCAUCUUGUCUCCUGCCUUAUUUAUAGGGUGCCACAUUCCAGUCUCAGCUGCAGUUUCUUGUUUCUCAGGUUUUUUGUUUUUUUUUUUUUAAAGACAAUCUAUCCUAUACAGUACACAUGUGUUCAGUUAUACUGAGUGGGAAACACAAGCCUCUCAUUUUAAAAACUCCUCAUUCUGAUGUAACACACAACUACUAAGAAAUCUAAGCAGGGGGAUGCUUUGUAACAAAAGCAAUUGUUUCAACAUAAACACGACUAUAAUUCUGGAAAGAAUUCUAUGCUUAGCCCUUUAAAAACAGUCUAGCUUAUGCUUUUGUUUCCCUUUUAUGGAGGAGAUUUUUGGGAUCCUAAACCAGCAGUGAUUCUACUGAAACAUGCAUACAAGAAGGUGAAUAACCAAGAGAACAGAUGAGAGGUUUUCUUCAGUAAUUUGCUUUAUCCUAUUUUUGCCCUCAUCUACUAGAAACAGAAUGCUGAUAAGGGAAUGAUAUUUCAGAGCUCCCCAAUAUGCUUUGACGUGCAAGAAAUACACGCCAUUUGUUUUAGCAGUAUAGUACUACGUAUGUAAUUGCUUCAUCUAAAGCCAGCCUCUUUUCUGCUAGCAAAGUGUAACACCUGGCUCUUCAAUUAGUCCCUGUCUAGGAGUAUGCUUGACGUGUAACCUUCCACUCAGCAAAGUGUGCGUGGUUGCAAUCCGGCGCUCCAUCAUGACAAGUGCUGCAGCAAUUAGCUGAGUACUAAUGCAUGAACCACACAGCAAUUCAUUACUUAGCCUUAACCUUUAUUUUAAUGAGGGAAAUGGCCUUCUGGUUCCAACUGUCUUAAUGACCUUCAAUUAUCACUUUUUUUCCUCAGCAUGUGGCAGAGGGAGAGUGCAGUUCUUGCUCUUACAAGUAUUCAGAAAUACAAGUCUUGUCGAGGAAUGGUUAGGUUUGUAGGUAUGGAGAAGAAACUCAAGAAGCUCUUGAGCUUGAUUCAACAGACAUGAACAAUUUCAACUUGGCUAAUUGGGCUCUAAUGGAUAGUUUCCCUUAUGUAGGACUGUAAAAAAAAAUAAAAAUUCCUACAUGACAUUCACGCAGAAAAUGAAAGGAGGCAAGGUUAGAAAAGUAAAGCUAAGCUGGGUCCCGGGAAUGUGGACUCUACAGAAUGGAUUAUAUAAGCAUUGCUAUUUUCUGAGCAGAGAGCUGCCAAUGCUAACCGUUGAAGAUCACUGUAAUGAGUAAUUCAUUUAUCACAAUUAUCAUAUGUAUAUCCAUGUUUGGGGAUGCCAGAGGUUUUCCUUCCAAAUGAAUGGUAAGAAAGUCGCAUCAAAAGACAUGAUCACUACAGGCCACAAAGCAAAUUACUGUCUUCCCUCUACUGUCCCCCAGCUUGGCCCUUUUUACAGAACCAGUGCUUCUUUUUUUUUUUUAAGCUCAGAAGCGGGGAACACUUACUGAUGUGUUUGUUCUAAUAGGGGCUGGGUGCAGCUGUGAGUUUUCUCCUGUGGUCUUGCCACUGUUGUAAUAGUGUCCCUAUCUCCUUGGCACGUGAUAGCAGUAUACUCACAUCAAUCUGAGAAAAGACGUAAGCUUGCUGGCUGCUAAUGGCAGGAAGGAAAUGGAACAUAAUUUUAUUUAAAUCUGAUUUAAAAUCAUCUUGAAUGCUCUUUGCAUUUCCUUCCUUUUUUUAUUUUUUUUUUUCGCUGUCAUUUUUAGUCCUUUUUCAUUGGAGUCUUUACUUUCUGAUCAGUUUUCUUCCUUAGUUCACGCUGCCUUGA